Acaromyces ingoldii is the source of this 951-nucleotide messenger RNA. Its product is annotated as UPF0016-domain-containing protein. Gene Ontology annotation, biological process: calcium ion transmembrane transport; manganese ion transmembrane transport; Golgi calcium ion homeostasis. Gene Ontology annotation, cellular component: fungal-type vacuole membrane; Golgi apparatus. The transcript is spliced from 4 exons. Gene Ontology annotation, molecular function: manganese ion transmembrane transporter activity; calcium ion transmembrane transporter activity. The record is from RefSeq and is a predicted model, not a curated record. The coding region runs from base 1 to 951 and encodes 316 amino acids. NCBI's taxonomy places the organism in Eukaryota, Fungi, Basidiomycota, Exobasidiomycetes, Exobasidiales, Cryptobasidiaceae.
AUGGACACGGUCCAACCGGUCGAUGCUGGCGCUGGCCAGAGCAGGGCCUACCUAUCGUUGGUGAGCGCCGUGAUCGGAGCGUGGCAGCGCGAUCCUAGGGCGGUCUGGAGCAGCUUUUCCAUGAUUAUUGUGUCGGAGAUUGGCGACAAGACAUUCCUCAUCGCCGCCAUCCUCUCGAUGCGCCAGUCCCGGCCCGUCGUCUUCCUGGGCGCAUUCGCCGCCCUCGCCGUCAUGUCGGUCCUCUCUGCCCUGAUGGGCGUCAUGUUCCCAGCACUCUUACCCCGGAGCUUGACCACAUUUGCAGCGGCGGUCCUCUUUGGCGUCUUUGGCGCGCGCAUGCUCCUCGACGGCCUCAAGAUGACUGGUGAUGAGUUGGGCGAGGAAUGGGAUGAGGCGCAAAAGGAGGUCGACGAGGAGGAAGUUGCCAUGGAUGGCGGUGGUAGCGCUGGUGCAGCGGGGGGCAUGGAGAUGCUGCGCAUGGAGGAGGGUGCGGGCCAAGGUGCCAACGGCUAUCCGAAUGUGCUCCCAUACCCACCUACGCCUUCGCCGGCUGUUCAGUCAUCGCCGUCCUCGUCUACACCAGGGCCAAAGAGCAGCUCGGCGUACAACUUCAAGGAUGGCGCGAGAAACCUAUGCAUGCUCUGCUUCAGCCCCGUCUUUGCUCAAGCCUUUGUCCUAACUUUCCUCGGAGAGUGGGGGGACAGGAGCCAGAUCGCCACCAUCGCCCUGGCUGCAGCCCAUGACAUCUUCCUCGUCUCCUUUGGCACAAUUGCCGGCCAUGCGCUCUGCACCAGCCUCGCUGUCCUGGGUGGGAGAUGGCUGGCCUCUAGGAUCAGCGUGAAACAUGUGACACUGGGAGGCGCGAUCCUCUUUCUCCUCUUUGGAAUUCUCUACCUCAUUGAGUCAUUUGCCGAGUUCCGCAAUCCGGCGCCGCUGCCGCCAUCGCUUUGA